AUGAUAACACAGGCUGUGCCUACAUAGCCCUGCGAAACCUGGACACGCUAACACUUUGGAAAGGUCACCUGGACACCAAUGAUAGUGUGUUCCAGAGUGAGGUGUUAGCAAUUGACCGGGCACUAACCCACAUCAUACAGGAGCAACAUAAUGGAAGCUUCAUAUUGACAGAUAGCUUAUCGUCUCUGCAUGCACUUUUAAAUCCAGUGCACUGUUCCCCGCUCAUAGCAGACAUACAGUCGAAAUUACAUGACAACAGUCAUUUAAACGUAAAGCUGCAAUGGAUAAAGGCCCAUGCUGGCCAAACAGGAAACGAGCUGGCGGAUCAGCUAGCCAAAGAAGCGGUGCAAAACAUAAAUGCUGAACAAAUUAAGAUACCUUGGCCAAUUUCCUGGCUAAAGAAAAAUCUUACUCAAAAAAUCAAAUCCCUGUGGCAGGAAGAGUGGAACUCUGACGACACAGGACGUCGUGUUUAUUAUCAUAUUCCCACAGUAACUUAUGAUCGCCUCAUAAUACAUGCUCAACUUGUACGGUAUAUAACGGGAUAUGGUCCUUUUCCUGCAUAUUUUGAAAGGUUUGGCAUUACAAAUACGGCACAGUGA
Molecule: messenger RNA, 602 nt
Organism: Stegodyphus dumicola
Lineage: Eukaryota; Metazoa; Arthropoda; Arachnida; Araneae; Eresidae
Source: RefSeq, a predicted model, not a curated record